Molecule: messenger RNA, 2178 nt
Organism: Botrytis deweyae
Lineage: Eukaryota; Fungi; Ascomycota; Leotiomycetes; Helotiales; Sclerotiniaceae
Exons: 6
Coding region: 1-2178 (725 amino acids)
Biological process (GO): signal transduction
Cellular component (GO): protein phosphatase type 2A complex
Molecular function (GO): protein phosphatase regulator activity
Source: RefSeq, a predicted model, not a curated record
AUGAAAGGUUUCAGACAGAGGGUUCAUGAGCAGCUUUCGCGCUCAAAAGAUCCAAACAAAACAAAAUCUAAGAAGGGGGAAUCAUCAAAAGAUGGCACAUCUUCACCUUCGCAAUCAAAUUCGCAGGGAGCGGGACAAUCGCCUGCAGUAACACCCUCAUCUUCGAGCACCACACUUAAUGACUUGCGGAAUAAACCACUGCCUCCUAAUGAUGGUACAUCCUCAAGUGGUGUAGUUGUACAACCGCCUUUGAACCCGGCAGCUCUUGGUGCAAUGUCUGCUCCGGAUCGAUUCAACACAGGAGGAGGUUCCCCCAGUCCUGGGACACCAAAUCGUCAUGGGGCACUUCCUCCUAGUGUCGUUAUCAGUCCAAGUGCACCACACAUCCCUCCUCCAGGUGCCGCAGAAACAAUGCCGCAUGACCUCGCCCCCCCCAAGGCUGGUGCGAAGUCAUCAAUGUUCGACCGGUUACAAACAACUCCAAAAGAUGUCCCAGAAGGCAUCAGAACACCAAAGCGACAACACUCUUCAAGAUUUGAUAUUUCUCCUCUCCGCGAAUUGGAAAAGCUGCCAGGUUUCCACGAGGUACCUCCCAAUCGCCGCCAAGAUCUCUUCAUGCAAAAGAUUGAUCAAUGCAAUGUCAUAUUUGAUUUCAACGAUGCAAGCGCGGAUAUGAAGUCCAAGGAAAUCAAACGAUUGGCUCUCCAUGAACUUCUCGAUUACGUUGCCAACAAUAGACAAGUCAUCACUGAGGCUAUGUAUCCAAAGGUUGUCGAGAUGUUCAGUAAAAAUCUUUUCCGCCCCAUACCACCUCCUAUGAACCCUCAAGGUGAAGCGUUCGACCCCGAGGAAGAUGAACCAGUUCUUGAAGUUGCUUGGCCGCAUAUUCAAGUCGUAUAUGAAUUCUUCUUGAGAUUUAUUGAGAGUCAAGACUUUAACACCAAUAUUGCGAAGGCAUUCAUAGAUCACAGUUUUGUAUUACAGUUACUUGAACUCUUUGAUUCUGAAGACCCUCGCGAGCGAGAUUUCUUAAAGACAACCCUUCACAGAAUAUAUGGAAAAUUUCUCAACCUCCGGUCAUACAUUAGAAGAUCUAUUAACAACGUAUUCUUUCAAUUCGUUUAUGAGACGGAACGUUUCAAUGGCAUUGCUGAGCUAUUGGAGAUUCUUGGGUCUAUCAUUAACGGUUUUGCUCUGCCAUUAAAGGAAGAGCACAAACUGUUUUUGACGAGAGUCUUAAUACCAUUACAUAAAGUCAAGAGUCUGAGCAUGUAUCAUCCUCAACUUGCCUACUGCAUUGUCCAAUUCCUAGAAAAGGAUGCAGCCUUAACAGAAGAGGUCGUUUUGGGCUUGCUCCGCUACUGGCCCAAGGUGAACAGCACGAAAGAAGUCAUGUUCCUAAACGAAGUGGAGGAUAUUUUCGAGGUAAUGGACCCAGCAGAAUUCGCUAAAGUUCAGGAGCCUCUCUUCCAUCAACUGGCAAAAUCAGUUGCGAGCCCACAUUUUCAAGUUGCAGAACGUGCGUUAUACUUCUGGAAUAACGAAUACUUUUGCAAUCUGGUCAGCGACAAUGUCGAGAUAAUCUUACCAAUUAUGUUCGCACCAUUAUAUGAGAAUUCCAAAGGUCAUUGGAACAGAACGAUCCACGGCAUGGUUUACAAUGCAAUGAAGCUAUUCAUGGAGAUCAACCCUCAACUUUUUGAUGAUUGCUCUCACGACUACACUGAGCAUCAGAAUAAUGCUGAAGCUAGAGAACAAGCCAGAGGAAACAAAUGGAAGGCUUUGGAGGAACAAGCAGGAAGGUCGAAGACUAAUGGAGCCGCCUUACCUACAGGUCCAGCUUCUCCUUCUAGAACCAAAACAACCCCUUUACGAGCAGAUGAUGUGGAUCCGAUGACAGAGGACAAUCAGAAGAGGCUAGACUCCUUGAAACUUCAAGAUGGAGAUCGUCGAGAGCGAAGACCCAAUCACGAUCGACAAAACUCGAGCAAUUCCAUGUCGGGUCUCGAUUUCGAUUUCGACACGCAUGCUAAUCGUUCCGUGAGUGGCACCUCUACAACCGCAGUUGUCGGACUUGUUUCGUCAUCGACCUCAACGGUACCGAAAAAGGGAUUGGAUGGUGACCCAGAAACGAGCGAUCGUUCUUUUAUCGACGACCAGGCUAGUCUUCUCUCUUGA